This is a messenger RNA of Dictyostelium purpureum, 591 nucleotides long. RefSeq lists its product as uncharacterized. Bases 1 to 591 code for a protein of 196 amino acids. The record is from RefSeq and is a predicted model, not a curated record. NCBI's taxonomy places the organism in Eukaryota, Evosea, Eumycetozoa, Dictyosteliales, Dictyosteliaceae. Gene Ontology annotation, molecular function: serine-type endopeptidase activity. Gene Ontology annotation, cellular component: membrane. The transcript has 4 exons.
AUGCAAACAAUAAUAGAACAAAAUGAAUUAGUUAAUCAAAUAAAACAAACACCGAUAACAAUUUUUAUAAUAAUCAUUAAUUUGUGUAUUUGGGUAUAUCAUUAUGCAUAUGAUAUCGAUGUAACAAUUAUAUCAUUUCAUUAUAAUGAAAUUAUAAAUAAAAAGCAAUUUUGGAGAAUUAUAUUUUCUAGCUUUUCCCACUUAAAUUUCAUUCAUUUUAUAUUUAAUUCAAUUUCGAUUUGGUCCUCAAAAGAGAUUGAAGUGGUCAAAGGAUCUUAUUAUUACUUUAUAUGUACCAUACUAUUGGUGUUGUUUACAAAUAUAUUAUUUUUAUUGGAACUGUAUAUAUUUAAAAAAGCAAAUGGUAAACAAAACCCUCAAUUAGGCGAAAAUAAUCAUUAUUUAGGUUACUCUUGCAUCGCCUUUGGGUUAAUGGUGGUUAAUAUAAGAUUAAUAUCAUUAAAUGGUAAUGAAAUUAUUAGUUUUUUACCAUUUUUAUCAUUACUAUAUUCAUCUAUUAUAAUAAAGAGCUCUUCAAUUAUUGGUCAUCUAAAUGGAAUUACUGUGGACAAAAAUGACAGCGAAUCAUAA